GCCACAGCGCCAGCACUCUCCCCGGAUCGAGCGGGGGCCUGAGCCUCUCCGCCGGGACAGCUCCGCUCGCGCUAGCUCGCUCCAGCGGCCAUGUCUGCCACGAUCGAGCGAGAGUUUGAGGAGUUGGAUGCUCAAAAUCGCUGGCAGCAGUUGUACUUGGAAAUUCGAAAUGAGUCCCAUGACUAUCCUCAUAGAGUGGCCAAGUUUCCAGAAAACAGAAAUCGAAACAGAUACAGAGAUGUAAGCCCAUAUGAUCACAGUCGUGUUAAACUGCAAAAUGCUGAAAAUGAUUAUAUUAAUGCCAGCUUAGUGGACAUAGAAGAGGCACAAAGGAGUUACAUCUUAACACAGGGUCCACUUCCUAAUACAGGUUGUCAUUUCUGGCUCAUGGUUUGGCAGCAAAAGACGAAAGCAGUUGUGAUGCUAAACCGAGUUGUAGAGAAAGAAUCGGUUAAAUGUGCACAGUACUGGCCAACAAAAGACGACCGGGAGAUGCUGUUUAAAGAAACAGGAUUCAGUGUGAAGUUCUUGUCAGAAGAUGUGAAGUCAUAUUAUACAGUACAUCUACUGCAGUUAGAAAAUAUCAAUAGUGGUGAAACCAGAACAAUAUCUCACUUUCAUUAUACUACCUGGCCAGAUUUUGGAGUCCCUGAAUCACCAGCUUCAUUUCUCAAUUUCUUAUGUAAAGUGAGAGAAUCAGGUUCCUUGAGUCCUGAGCAUGGGCCUGCAGUGAUCCACUGCAGUGCAGGCAUUGGGCGGUCAGGCACCUUUUCUCUAGUAGAUACGUGUCUUGUUCUGAUGGAGAAAGGAGAUGAUAUUAACAUUAAACAACUGUUACUGAAUAUGAGAAAAUAUCGAAUGGGACUUAUUCAGACGCCAGAUCAACUCAGAUUUUCAUAUAUGACUAUAAUAGAAGGAGCAAAAUUUAUAAAGGGAGAUUCAAAUAUACAGAAACGGUGGAAAGAACUUUCUAAAGAAGAUUUAUGUCCUGUUUUUGAUCAUUCCCCCACCAAACUAAUGAAUGAAAAAUACAAUGGGAACAGGAUAGGGCUAGAAGAAGAAAAACUGACAGGCGACAGAUACACAGGACUGUCCUCUAAAAUGCAAGAUACUGUGGAGGAGAACAGUGAGAGUGUUCUACGGAAACGAAUUCGAGAAGACAGAAAAGCUAACACGGCUCAGAAGGUGCAGCAGAUGAAACAGAGGCUAAAUGAGACUGAACGAAAAAGAAAAAGCAUCAAUUCAAAGUGAUGGUUGCUACCAUUUAUUGAUCGUUUACUGUGUGCCAAGCACUGUGCUAAGCACUUUUCAUAAGUUAUAUUAUCCUAUUUAAUCCUCACAACAAGCUUUUGAGGUAGGUGGUGUUAUUAUUAAGUCAUAAUCAACCUGAGACUUGACAUUUCUAUAUUCUUUUACGCUAUCUUUGAAAAGUCUCAUGUGUAUAGUUUAUUUUAGAAUUAGAUAUCUCUCCAAGAAAGACAUAACCUUGUACAAAUCAUAUUUCCCUCUUUGAAAAAUAUCUCUGACUAGAUUCUAUAGAAAUGCAGGCCAGAACCUGAUUACAUUAGAAAUAUUUAUAUUGACCAUUAUAUACUCUUAUUUUAAUGAGUACCUACAUUUCCAAAAUGCCUGCCUGGCUAUUAUAUUAUAUUUUAAAUCUAGUUGUCCUAGAUUUUUACUUUCAGAAAUAAAUCCUAUAGAGAUUUUUUAUGUAGUCUAUUAUAAGCCUAAUGCUUAUUAUGUAUAUCUGUGUUCAGGCAAGAGUCUCGGAGUUAUGCCUGCCAACAUUAACUUAUUUUUCUCCCAAUGGGUCCACAUGGGUUUGUCAGGGGGCAGGGAGUGUGGAUCUCUUUGUCUGCUGCACACUAGCAGGGGGUGGAGAGGUGGAGGGUGGCCGACGUUGGGACUUGGUGCAUCGAUCCUAGUCUGGGACUAAGUGCAGAGCAGAAAUGUCUGCACUGUGCUCCUGUGUUCUCAUUUCUACAUUAGCAGUUAAUUAUGUCUCUUACUUUAAGACACCCUUUUUUGGCUUUGACUUAUUUAGAUGGUAGGAGCACAAUACCUUAUGAAAUGAAAUUUUGAAAAAUAGAGACAUACUGUUUUUCCCACAUAAUAAAAUGAAGUUCUCCCCACAGGUCUUGGUCAUUCUUUGAAUAAUUUAUUCUGGAAUUGACCUGUGUGUUUUUUUUUUAAUCUUUUCCCUUAGUUAAUUGGUUUGAAUCUGAUUCCAUUUUUCCUUAUACCUACCUUUAUUGUUUAUGGGACAGCAAUACCAGCAGCCCUUACAGCAAUGGAUGUGUUAGAAAUUCUAGCCAUCUCUUGUUCCACUGAAUAUGAGUGAUAACAUGCCUUGGUGGGAAGAAACUCAGAUUGUGGAAGCUCCACAAUGCUUAUUCUACUCAAGAAUCCUCACUCCAGAAAUUAUGUACUUAUCGGCUAUAUCCAUGUACCUGGCCAUAAUGGAGCCAUUUCAUUGUUCAUCCAGAUUUGGGAAUUUAAGCUUUUAAGAUUUGGAAAUUUUAUGCUACCCACUUGGUUAGGUCGUGUGCUAAAGAAAAAACUCCUAGGGAAAUGUUACGGGUUUGCUGUCUCAUUUUCCCCUCAACAGUAGGGACAUUCAUCACAUUCAGAUUGCUCUAAGCAGGAGUGUUUUCUCUCGAUACUCUUCAGAGAAAGGGUUACCUCAUUUGGCCACUGGAUUCUAGAAACUUUGGGGAGAAUUUUUCCUCACAGUCAGUGCUGAUCCUUUUCUCAAGUCGUAUGCAUUCACUCCAUCACAGAGCUCGGCCAAGUGUAAGCGGCAGUUCAGACAACAAGCCACUGCUUGGUUUGGGAGGCUUUGUCCUGAUCAGUAACAGUCUGAACAGCUGACCAUGAAAACAUGUUAAAGUGCUCUGACACCUCUGUGCAAUCCACGAGGAGAGGGAAAAGUUCAAUCUUUUGAACUCUAUUUUGGUUUUAUAAUUUUGAGCGGAAUAUGAGAAUUAUGGGAUUUAGUGAGGAUAUUACAGAGUCGAUUUUAAUAUUGUCUGGUUUUUCCAUUGCAUAGUAUGUUUGGGGAGCUAUAAGGAGACUUGCUUAGGAAUUUUUUUCUUUAAAGAGACCAUUUGGUGCUCUAAUUUGGCAUAGCUAUUUUAGACACAUAAUAGUGUUGAUAUUUCAAAUGUCUGCUAUAAAAAAGUUGUUUUGAGUUUGGGAAUUCAAGAGAGGGAAACUGGGUAAGUUCAUUUUGUUUAUAAGGCAAUGCUUUGCUUAUCUUAGAGGAGUUUUUCUUAUUCCAGUGGCAAAACCUAUUUUGGGUGCAGUUUUGAUUUUCUGUUACUUCAGGUGUGGAGCCAGCUUGGGAACCUUUUGCUCUGUGUGUGAGCCCAGUCCUCAUUCCAUUCCAGCAUUAGCACGGGGGGUCAGUAUCUGAGGGCUACUGCUCCAAAGGAAGCACCAAGCAGGACUAAUUCCACUUGAUUUAUUUGAACUGAUUUCACUUUCAUCUUGUUAAAUAAAACAGCAAAAAAUGAUUUGGGUGAAUCUCCCCCCCCUCCCCCCUAAUAUGAAGCCCAUUUGUCUUUUCAGUCUUGGAAAUAGACUUUUAAAGUCGUUAACAUUCCCAAUGAUUUCAUCUUAUUUUCUUGUCCCCCAUAAUAAUACUUAAAAAGAAAAAAAAGUGAAUUUUUAAAAACACUGUUUCUUUUAGUUGUUGUAAAUGGUAAUUUUCUUUGGUAAUUGUGUCUUUAAUACCCUGUUGGGGAAGACAGUAUUGUAUGUUGAAUAGCUACAGUUCUGCGGAUCAGUUUAAAUAUAUAACCUAAAUUUAACCCCCAUAGUACCUCUUCUAGAUACAUCACAUUUCCCCUAUUUUGAGGUAAUAAAACUGAGUCGAAAGAUAAGUACCUUGUUCAAGAUUGCUCAGCUGGUACAUACCAGAGCUGGGAUUCAAACUCUACUCUUUAGAAUUCCAUUAACUACAGAUCUCAUACUUUUUCCAUUAUGUCACACUGACUCUGUUUUUAUGCAAUAUUUAAACCAAAUAUUUAGAUUGAAAAAUAUUAGGCAACUACUUUUACUUGUUAAAAUUUAAAGUAACCCUCUAUUUCUUAAGUGAAAAAAAUUCACCCAAAUCAAAAAUCUUAUGAAACAGUUUAAACUACUAAUAGACCAGAGAAAUACUGUAACAUCCAAAUGUUCAGUUUAAACCACUAUUUCAUGCACUUUGGCUGGGUUAAGUUCCUUUGUUUCACUGAACAAUUUUGUGAAUGCUGGGGAAUAAAGAUGUGUUUUGUAGCAGCACAUUAAGCAGCCAUAGUAGUUUUUGUGACCCACAGGUGUCUAAGGAGACUGUUUUCUUGAUGACUUGACAUUUCUCUCUCGGUGCUAGAAAAUCUGAGAAAACGGGUACUGAGAACACCAGAGUGCUUGGUGCUAUUGUUCUUUCCUUCGGUAGAAGGAGCCAGUAGUCAGGAGAAACUCCAGUCGUGGUAUUUUGGGGUUUUUGACUAAAUGUUUUUGAAAAAUAUAUGUGGGUAUGGUUUAUAUAUCCUGUUUAUAUAUGUGGGGAUACAAUAAUGACAAGUACUUAGAUUUGGGUUAUUUUUUUGUUUUAGUGAGGGAAGUUGGGGGAAGAAUGAAAAUACCAUUUAUCUAAAAAGUUUGGCUAUUUGCAAACAUUGUGAAAUAACAUAAAAAACUCAACUGCCCUAAAAAUAGCUAUUUCAUCUGUCUAUUGUUUGUUUAAACUCUCAUUUAUCUUUUUGGCAUUAAAAUACAAUAAAUCAA
Molecule: messenger RNA, 4770 nt
Organism: Myotis davidii
Lineage: Eukaryota; Metazoa; Chordata; Mammalia; Chiroptera; Vespertilionidae
Gene: PTPN2
Product: protein tyrosine phosphatase, non-receptor type 2
Exons: 10
Coding region: 91-1251 (386 amino acids)
Biological process (GO): protein dephosphorylation
Molecular function (GO): protein tyrosine phosphatase activity
Source: RefSeq, a predicted model, not a curated record